AUGUCUGUUCUAUCUGCCCAAAGCAUCGUGGCCAACAACCACCCCACAGGCAAGGUUUCAGUUAAAAACAUACCUAGUCUCAAGGACACCUUGCCCUUGUCGUCAUCAUUGUCCUCUUCACUACCAGUAACGUCACUUCCAACACCAACAACACCAACAACACCAACAAUACCAACAGUGCCAUCUGCAACCCACAAGGAUAUAGCCACAGCUUUCUUGUCGCUACCUGUUUCGCCCCAGCCAACCAAGCAGAGCCUCACACCUACCAACCUCCACCACCUUGCAAAUUCGAUUGCUCACACGGGAACAGACCGCAGCCUAGACUCAUACUACAAUCGCCGGUUUGGCAAAAACGAAGAUGGAGAAGAAGAAGAGGAGGAGGAUGAAUCAGAAAGUAUUGCAUCAGACGUAUACAGUCUCCUUACGCCGGACUUGGCUAAUGACAGAACAUACAAAGCACAAGAGACUCAAGUGCAGAAUGACAUGAUUGCUAAGGCGGCCUUCAUCAGCGAUGUGAAACAAACGCUUCCCUCGAUUAUUUCCUCCUCGUCGCAUCCCUCGCAAGUUUUGGAAUCCUAUUUCUCAAACCAAAUCUUUUACGCCAACAACCUCAUCAACCUCUCUCAACACUUUAUCAAUAACGAAUUCACUAGUUUCAGCCACGAGUUGGUCCUCAACCCCAACAUCCCCAAAAAUCCUGCAUUUCACGAGGAAAUAAUCAAUAAACUUGAUCUGUUAUACGUAUCCUCCGUCGAGUUGGUAUCUGUGAUAACCAUGUUCAACUGCUUCAUUAAGAAAGUAAACUACCACGAUAUCACCUUGACCAAUCUCAAGACGAUGAAAUCGCAGUUUGACUAUUUGUUGGAUAACCACUUGAGCCAGCACGUGCAUGAAGUGUUGGACACUAUAAUUGACGCAUUAUACGAAUACAAUUUGAUGAUUGAAGAGAUGCUUGACAAAGAAGCUGGCCUCGAGAGCAAGACUAAGAACACCACCGACACCACCGGUAGUAUCUCGGAAAAGGAGAAUUUGGAAAUUAUCCAGGGCUACUAUCACGAGAUUGAAUCUACGCUUACUCUCAGGAAUGACAAGUUGACUCAACAGGCUUGUGGUAAACUUUACGAUUUCUUGGAUGGCGAGAUUAUCAGAAACCCCGCGUGGAUGAACUACAUUGACUAUUUGAAAACCAUUGUGUGA
Lodderomyces beijingensis is the source of this 1197-nucleotide messenger RNA. The record is from the annotation of a GenBank genome assembly. Lineage: Eukaryota; Fungi; Ascomycota; Pichiomycetes; Serinales; Debaryomycetaceae.